UGUGAGCAGUCACACGCUGCACAGCGAGUGAUGGGAGCUCACUGUGAACACUUUCUUCUAUUUACAUGUUUUUAUAGUGUAGCUAUACAUAUGUUCAUCCAUGCACAUUGCGCAUGGCAUGUCCUUAGCGGAUGUUUCUGACUGAUUUAAAAGCCUAAAAGUGAGGUGCACUUUACCAAGAUGCCCACCACCUGGAAUGUAACCUGCUCCUAUGGAAUAUAGUCCAGUCCUCCACAGUCUCCAUGUUGUGCCAUCAUCCCACCUGAAGAACAAACUCUUUUUCUUCUGCAUUAUGCUCACCUUGUGGGUCUACAUGAUCUACUGCUGUGUCGGCUACAGUUCCACCAUGCCCGGUCUGCAGGCUUACUACGGCCGCACCGAGCCCCAAGUGGACCCCCGCGCCUCCUCCGUGGGGCCGUCCAGAGACUUGCUGAAUAACGACAACGACUUGGACAGCAGAGGGGACGACUGGGAGGACGUGAGGACAGAAAAUGAUAGCAGUAAUAAUAAUGUCAUGUCGGCUUUCCUCAAUGAAUCGGAGACUAAAAAGUUGCCACAGGCUAUCAUCAUUGGGGUGAAGAAAGGAGGGACACGCGCCCUGCUGGAGUUCCUGCGGCUGCAUCCUGACGUCCGAGCGGCCGGAGCAGAGCCACACUUCUUUGACCGCAACUACGACAAGGGACUGGAGUGGUACAGGGACCUGAUGCCCAAGUCCUCCGAGGGCCAGCUGACCAUGGAGAAGACGCCAAGCUACUAUAUCACCAAGGAGGUCCCCGCUCGUAUUUACACCAUGUCUAAAGACACAAAGCUGAUUGUAGUAGUCCGUGACCCAGUCACCCGAGCCAUUUCGGACUACACCCAGACCCACUCCAAGAAGCCAGACAUUCCGUCCUUCGAGAGUCUAACCUUUAAGAACACAUCAGGUGUGAUUGAUGCAACGUGGAGUGCCGUCCAAAUUGGCAUGUACGCCAAGCACCUGGAACGUUGGCUCCAGUACUUCCCCAUGGAGCAGCUGCUGUAUGUGAGCGGCGAGAGGCUUAUUAGUGACCCUGCAGGAGAGGUGGCGCGGGUUCAGGACUUUCUCGGGCUCAGAAGGGUGGUCACAGAGGAACAUUUCCACUUUAACCCGGCAAAGGGCUUCCCUUGCUUAAAGAGGCCGGAGGGGAACAGCAAGCCUCACUGUCUGGGGAAAACCAAAGGUAGAACCCAUCCUAAUAUUGACCCAGAUGUGGUGCAGAGACUAAGGGAGUUCUACAAGCCCUUUAACAGGAAGUUUUACCAGAUGACCGGCCAUGACUUUGGCUGGGACUGAAAGGAAGAGUAGCGGGCUCAUGCUAGAUCUUUGUUUGUGUUUUUUUUUUUUUUUAAUAUAAUUGUAUCAUGCAGAAGGUGUAGAGACUAUAUUUGCCAGAUAUGUAAAAAGUCCAGAAGUCUAUUUUAUGAUAAUUUAUUGCUAUGAUUACUAAACUAUAUAACUCUAGAUUAAAUACACGCUUUAAGGUUAUAAAGAUUUUUCUCAAAGCACAAUGUUGUUACGGGUAUUUCAAGAUAGCGUUUUGCUUUUAAUUUAGGUUUUUUCCUUUUUCUUUUUUAAAAGCUGCUUCAGCGGCCCUUGCCUGAACCUGACUAUGAGAUCCAACUAGUAAUAUACCCUUAACAUUUGCUUGACCCUCGAUGGUGUAUGGACUCACUUAGUAAGGUCGAUGCAGGCCUAUGAUGAUCCAGUGUCACUCGGCCAGGUUGAUCGAUACUGUAAUAGCUCCUCAUCACGUCAAUUAGGCCUGAUGGAUGGCGCUGCCGCGAUCGUUCAAGCACUGCAAUAAAACACAGAUCCAUUAAUGUUCACGCGGGUAUGGCUGACCUUUGAGUCCAAUUCAGUUUAAUGCAAUUUAAAAUUUCCUCUGCAAUAUUUGGUGUAUAACAUUUCGACAACAGGAGACUCGUGUCCAGAUGCAUUUUGAUGGGUGGGAUUCCACCAGUGUUCCAAAGAUGCAUGUUUGGGGCGCUUUCUUCAGCAGAUAUGAUUGGUAAGAUGCUUGAGCCGCAUCCAAAUGGCUCUGAUGAAUCAUUCUGAAUGAGUGACACCAGAUGUACCUGUGAUGCCAUUGUCUACGAUUCAGCUGAUAGAGUCCACAAUAUAUGAAAAAACACAAUAAACACUGGCCAAAGAGGUUGA
Molecule: messenger RNA, 2176 nt
Organism: Dunckerocampus dactyliophorus (ringed pipefish)
Lineage: Eukaryota; Metazoa; Chordata; Actinopteri; Syngnathiformes; Syngnathidae
Gene: hs3st3b1a
Product: heparan sulfate (glucosamine) 3-O-sulfotransferase 3B1a
Exons: 2
Coding region: 212-1312 (366 amino acids)
Molecular function (GO): [heparan sulfate]-glucosamine 3-sulfotransferase activity
Source: RefSeq, a predicted model, not a curated record